AGGUAGCACAUGUUGCAGUUUGAUCUACGAAGAGUGCUGAAACUUGAGGGAAUUAAAGGGAUCUCUACGACAUGGGAGUUCUCGACUUCCCUUGGUACAAUGCUUUCACAUGCACAUGGGGUUCUUACAAUAACAUACUCUUCCAGGUAGCAAACUCGUGGCUAUGUGUCCUCUACAUCGGAGAUUUUAUAAAUUUCCCAUCAUCCUUUGCUUAUAUGGUCUUUCUCAGAAUAGUCCUGGCAUCUUGUGCAUUUUUCUUCUCCUCGUGGGCGGUUUGGGUGCUCUGUUCUCCCGACACUGCAAUGUGGAACAUUCUAUUUUGUAUCUACAAUGUCGUCAGAUUGAUUGUCCUCCUUUACAAGGAAUAUCGCCCACCCAAUAUUAAACCUAGAUUUGAAAAGCUGUAUAACACAUGCUACAAGAGUAGUGGCAUCUCAGUAAGCACAUACAACACGCUCAUUGAAGGAGGAACUGUCAUUGCUACACCUCAUACAGAAUCUAGAAUCCUUCAUAAAACUCUGUAUUCCAAACAAGAUCCUGCAAAUAAUUUCCGGUAGGAUCACGAUAAGACUAAUGAACGGACACAAGGUAAGAUUACGAGAAGGAGACUUUAUCAACCACAACAACUGGAACUUUAGCUCUAGUCACGUGACUGAUACUACCCUUGUUGCUGACUACUCUGUGGCUACAGAGGGAUUGAUAGUGUCGUGGUCCUACUCGCGACUCAAUGAGUUGCUCCGUGGUCAGGAGCGUCGUCUCUUCUCUUAUCUCCUGCUUAGCAACCUGAACAACCUCCUCCUCCACCUCUCCAACCUCCUGGACCAGAGCUCCACAACUCUCGACAUAACUUCAAAUACCUCGGAUAACUCCCAGGAUGUUGAUCCCCAUGACAACGACACGCAGCAGCUGCUUCUUCAUAAAAACAACUUUAGCAGUGAUUCGUGCGCGGAUUCGGGUAUUGAUCACAAUGGUGCAGGGAGUGCAGGGAGCAACAAUGUUGUGACUAUUAAUAAUGUACCUGUAAGUAAUGGGGCUGUGGUUAAUGGGGUUGUUGAUAAUGGGAAUGAGAGGAAUUUGGAGAAUUCGUGGAAUGAUGAAGUGGUGGAGUGCGAGCAUGUUGGCUUGCUGGAAGCUGAAACUGGGUUGUAACGAGAUUUUAUGAGAACAGUCACUUUCAUAAAGUUUGCGAUAUGGUUGCUCAUGUAAACUGAUUGAGAAUUGAGUCAUAUUUGUUGAAGUCUAGGUAUUUUGUAUACAAAUCAAGAAUAUAAACAUGUACUUCUCCUCUGGGGCUAUUAACUAUAGAGUAAAAUAUUUGUUAAGUUUUGUUAAUUAAUUAGCAGUUAUAGAUUAAUUAUCAGGGACUGGGUUCCCAACUAAUGGAGCAGCCCUUUUUUCUCAAUAAUUUAUCACAAGCCGCUUUCUAAAAGCCGCUAACUAUUUCGGUACAAUGUACAUUAAUCUUGAAAUUCACAUUCAACAGAAUAUGUUGAAUUAAAUCAUCUUGUCAUAGAAUUGUGGCGGUUUUAACCUUUUAUUUCGAUACACAUAAAAACCUAAUCAAAUAUCCGUUUUGACAAGUGCUAUACGCUUUAUCUCUUUAUCCCUAUUAAUAUUCUUUCUUAUAUAUUUGAAGAGCAGUCAGAUCAUGUUUACUUCUUAAUGUACAGCUAUGACAUUAAAGAGGUUUAAUACACCGGUAAAACUGUAAAAGGAGUUACUAUGUGGUGCAGGCCACUCCAACGACUAGGAGGAGACCUUUUCAAGUACAAAAAGUAGUAGUAAUUGGUGAUAUGAUCUGACCGGCCCUGAUAAUCGUCGGUCCCCUUUUGUCGGCCUCCCUAUAUAUUUUGGUUGUGAACUCAUGUAGUGUGAAAGGGAUUAUCUCCGCAUUCAUUAUAAAACCUUGGGUAUUCACUGUAAAUGGCGAUAACGUGCUAUUCGCUCCUUGGAUAAUUUCAAAAUUAACCUCUAGAAUUAAAAUGAUAUCUAUAUCAUAGAUGGUGUUCAGAUGUAAAUAUUAAGAUAUUAUGUAGAUUAUGUUGCAAUAUUCACUAAUUUAUGUUAGGUUGUUAACGGGCAAAACCGAUUUUAUAUUUGUGAUCUUAGUUGUUGUAUAGCUGUUUUUAAUGUACUUAUUAUGUAAAAUCUAAAUUAUUCUUUUUUAUCGUAGAA
Bolinopsis microptera is the source of this 2175-nucleotide messenger RNA. RefSeq lists its product as uncharacterized. Bases 574 to 1149 code for a protein of 191 amino acids. The record is from RefSeq and is a predicted model, not a curated record. The transcript is spliced from 7 exons. Lineage: Eukaryota; Metazoa; Ctenophora; Tentaculata; Lobata; Bolinopsidae.